Bacidia gigantensis is the source of this 363-nucleotide messenger RNA. RefSeq lists its product as uncharacterized. NCBI's taxonomy places the organism in Eukaryota, Fungi, Ascomycota, Lecanoromycetes, Lecanorales, Ramalinaceae. The coding region runs from base 1 to 363 and encodes 120 amino acids. The transcript is spliced from 2 exons. The record is from RefSeq and is a predicted model, not a curated record.
AUGGGCGAAGAUAUGACAAAUGACUCAACGAAUGAGUUCCCGAUCGACAAAGCACACUACAUAUAUGAAUCGUUCCCAACACUUUUCUAUGCGCAAGGAAUCCCAAACGAAACAGCGAAUCAACUAUACGAAUCAUUCUUAGCACUGCAACUUACAAAAGAGAAACAAGAGACUCCAGUCCCGAGCGAAGCUCUCUUGUACAUACAGGCUCGACGCUUCAUUAUCGAAUUAUUUGGGAGUCCAACACCCAAGGUGACUCAAGGCCUUGAUGGACCGAAGGCGGAAUGCCGAAAUGUUGUGCAAGAUGUGGAAGCAGAUUGCGGCAUAUUCGACAGCAAUGCGAAUGCUAAUUAUACGCAGUAG